AUGGUUAUGGAUCAAACAAACUCAGCAGAUCAAUCUCAAGCAUCAUUAGAUGAACUUCAGGUGUCGUAUAGCGGUGAAAACAGCUCUGCAUCACAAACACCCAAUUCAGAAUUGAUCACACAUAGAGAUAGUUAUUCCACAUGUUCGGGUUCAAUAAGUGAAAACUUUAGAAAAUUCAUGAGUCUAAGUAAUGUCAAGGAAUUGAGAGAACAAAUACGUGAUAAUCCGGAUAAUUUAUAUGAAGGAAACUUAAGAGAUGUUGAUAAUCCAAAGCUACCGAUUUACUUACAAGAUACACAAACAAGGCCAAGCACAGGUGGUAGUAGCGUUGAACUUGAUGAAAACUUAUUAAACGCUUAUGAAAUGUUUGAUGUUCGUAAAAGAAGAAAAAUCAGUACAACAACAUCACUCCCAAAAUAUGAAGAUGGGUUAAUAAUGAAAGAGGUACAUCAAUUUGAUGUUGAAGACUAUGAUACUCUGAGGUACAAAAAUAAUUUAGUUGAUUGUUUUGGUAAAUUACUAUUUAUUGCUUCACAAACAAAAUUAUUAGUGUUCCGAAACGAUAUUCACAUUGAUACAAUCGAUGUAUCUCCUCCAUUUACAUCAAGAAGAGAUAGAGCUGCUGCUAAUUGGUCAAUGUUACCCCAUACAAUUAAUUUUAUCAAAGUGUCCAAUUUACAAGGUAGAGAUGUGCUAAGUUGUGCGAUUGAUGAUGGAAGGGUAUUGAUCUAUGAUAUUGAAGAUUUUUUCAUAAAAAAGACUCAAAGAAAAGUACGAUUUGAUCUUAAACUUUCAUCUUCAGCUUGGGGUAUAGAUACGAGUGGUGAUAUGAUUGCAGUUUCUGAUAACAGUCAAACUGUGACAUUAUUUUAUGUCAAACAUGGUCAGCUAUAUUAUCAUACAUCUCCUCAAAUUAACCACAACAUUCCAGAUAUUUCAUUUGUGGAGUCAAAUGAAGAAGGUAUAGCGUACAUUGCAUGUGCCUCGAUAUCAGGGGAACUAAUGACAUUCAAAUUCAAAAUUACAGUUAAUGAAGGUCCUGUUCCAGAUCCUACAGGAGGCUAUACAUUAUCUGUGGAUACGGUUGAGGUAUAUCUUCAUCCAUUUUACAAGUAUGACAUUGAAUGCUUUGUUUUAAAUAGAGUCAUUAUACCUGAAGACCUUUGGAUUGUUCAAUAUAUCAAUGAUGAUAAUUUCAAAGAAGUUGAUACAAUUAGAGAUCUAGGUAGUAAGACAGAUAUUGACAUGGAACUAAUAUUGAAGAAGUCUAAAGCUUUAAAUUUGUCAAGUAAUCAUUUGAUUACUUCAGAUCUAGGUGGUGGUGCAUGGUAUGAAGAGAUUAAAAUUGGAUCAGCAACAGAAUUACCUAUAGAGUUACAGCCAGAAUCAGAUUCAAAUAUUAUUGAGAAUAACCUUAAUAAAUUCACAGAUAAAUUUUCAAGAAUCAAACAUUCAUAUGAUAAGAUUUCUGAGGAUCAAUUUUCAGCUGCUAUACCUAGAUCAAAAGAUCAUGACAAGUUUUUAUUUGUUGCUACUGCCACAAAAAUUGGUCUUUAUAGAUUCAAUGAAUUAGUAUGUAAUGCUAGUUCUGAAAAUAUAUUUGAUCUUCCAUUUCUACGAGAGGAAUUAGAAUUUUCAAAUAGAUUAUCAUUAACUAGAGUCAUACCAGAAUUAUCUGCAGUUCUUGUGGUAUCUCAAUCAGGUUACAUCUCAGUGAUGAGGUUUGUAAAAUGUGGUGGAUUACAUUCUUUAAGACAUGAAAAAAUUAUUCCAAAGAUUGAAAAUGCAUUUACAGAGGUUCUUGUUGGUAUUGGAAUAAGACAGAUGGAUGAUAAAUCCUUUUGGGUUUAUUCAGUUUAUAGUAAUGGUAAAGUUUCAGUAACAGAACUAUCAGAACAUGAUGAAACUGAUACAUUAUGUGUAUUUUGA
Messenger RNA from Hansenula ciferrii, 1929 nucleotides. RefSeq names its product Crt10p (gene CRT10). Lineage: Eukaryota; Fungi; Ascomycota; Saccharomycetes; Phaffomycetales; Wickerhamomycetaceae. Gene Ontology annotation, molecular function: protein binding. The transcript has a single exon. The coding region runs from base 1 to 1929 and encodes 642 amino acids. The record is from RefSeq and is a predicted model, not a curated record.